AUGACUGAACAACCUAGCAACCAAGCGGCCUGGCUCACCGCCGAAAAGGCCUACCCGCUUGAGGUCAAGGAGGCGGCCUUCCCCGUGCCCGUCGGCGACGAAAUCGUCAUCAAAGUCAGCGCCAUUGCCAUCAACCCCGUUGACUGGGUCCUCCAAGAGACCGCGUUCUACCCCCUCCCCUACCCCUGGAUCCUCGGCAACGACGUCGCCGGCACCGUCCACACCACCGGGCCCACGCAAACCACCUACGCGCCAGGCGACCGCGUCCUCGGCCUCGCGCCGGGCUUCGACACGAAGGACAGCGCCGGCGGCGGUUUCCAGCGCUACGUCAAGCUCGCACCGCCGCUCGUAACACCCCUGCCACCAACCGUCCCCUUCGCCGACGCCGCCGUGCUGCCGCUGGCGACGGGCACGGCGGCGGCCGGCCUGUUCGAGGCCGAGCACAUGGCGCUGCGACUGCCAUCCGCUGAGGCGCGGAAAGAGAUGGAGGCGAAAGCGGAGAAAGAGCGGGAAGUGCUGCUGGUGUGGGGCGCGGCGAGCAGCGUGGGCAGCUGCGCGGCGCAGCUGGCGCGGAACGCCGGGUACGAGGUCUGGGGCGUGGCGUCGGCGGCGAAUGCGGGAUACGUGCGCGAGGGGCUAGGCGCGGCGCGGGCGUUCGAUUAUCGGGCGGAGGGCGUGGUGGGGGAGAUUCUGCGCGCGUUUGAGGGGAGGCGGUUUGCUGGUAUCUUCGAUGCGACGAGUGUGAAUGGCGCGAUAGAGGCGUGCGUGGAGAUUGCGGCGAAGGUGGAGACGGAUGGGAGGAGGUUUGUGUCUAGCGUGAGGUGGUUGCCGGAUGGGCUGAAGGGGAAUUUGCCCGAGGGCGUCGAGUGCAAUUGGAUGUGGGGUAGUAUGAGCAAGAAGACGGCUGUGGGACCGGCCGUGUUUGAACAGUUCUUGCCGAAGGCGCUCGAGGAUGGGAGGUUCAAGUGUUUGCCGAGGCCGGAGGUCGUUGGGGAAGGAUUGGAGAGUUUGCAGAAGGCGUGUGAUGUUCUGAAGGGGGGUGUAUCGGCGAAGAAGGUGGUUGUUACUUUGUGA
Lasiodiplodia theobromae is the source of this 1074-nucleotide messenger RNA. Its product is annotated as Oxidoreductase. The record is from RefSeq and is a predicted model, not a curated record. Lineage: Eukaryota; Fungi; Ascomycota; Dothideomycetes; Botryosphaeriales; Botryosphaeriaceae. The coding region runs from base 1 to 1074 and encodes 357 amino acids. The transcript has 3 exons. Gene Ontology annotation, molecular function: oxidoreductase activity, acting on NAD(P)H.